Molecule: messenger RNA, 2539 nt
Organism: Biomphalaria glabrata
Lineage: Eukaryota; Metazoa; Mollusca; Gastropoda; Planorbidae
Product: kelch-like protein 21
Exons: 11
Coding region: 147-2474 (775 amino acids)
Molecular function (GO): protein binding
Source: RefSeq, a predicted model, not a curated record
ACGACGUCGUAGGAAAUAACGAAUUUAUACCGGAAGUCUAUUGUAAAUUGUAACUGUUUGCGAUAACUUUUAUUUACUGUAACAUUUUUUGGACUUCGUAUAUUUUAAAUAUUUUAUAAUCCUUUCAAGUAGUGUUAAUUUUUUUUAUGGAAAUGAAUGUUACUGAAACUAUGGAAGAAACUCGAGAGUGUGUGCCGAUGAAGAAAGACAUGAAACCACAGGAUGACCAAUGGAAUGAAAGUAAGCAUGACGGCGGAUCAAUAAAGGUGGAUAUGGGCACCACCAUAGAAAAUGAAAACUCCUUGAUAAACAAAUCGGACUCAACCGUGAAGUCGAACGUGAGUUCGAGCAACAAAGAUGAGGAAGUCGGUGAUGGUGGAGACAGCAAUUCCAACAACAGCAACGCUAACAACAACAACCUUGAGGCGGCCUUACGGAACAAUCUGUUGAGGCAGACGGAAAGCCAGGAAAAGUCGAACUCCUCCGAAAUUCAAAAAUCCAAACCGGAAACGUCUCCAUCGGCUUCAACAUCCGGUUCAACUUUGACCCCGGAAAGUGCCAACAACGAUGAAGUCACAUUUCUCGACCCGCGACAAAAUCAAGUGUUUCAAGUUCUGACUGGAGUCCAGCAGUUAAGGAAGAGUGGCCAGUUUGCAGACCUGACAGUGAAAGUUAAAGAUGUAGAGUUUAAGUGUCAUCGUUUUGUUUUGGCUACGAACUCGCCAUUCCUGAAAGCUAUGAUAGAGGAGUACUCUCAGACAGCCAAGUUAGAGGAUGACCAAAGUUCUCUGAGUAUUGAGCACAGUGAUGGGGGUGAUGGUAUCAUGAACAGAGUAGCUCUUUCUCCAGUUGCUAGCAGCUCAAUGAACCAAACCGACAGAAGAAUUGAAGGUGGCGUGAAAGACUUGAUCGUUCUGAAAGGAAUACAAGCAGAUAUCUUCUCAAAGAUUUUAGACUUCAUGUACUGCGUUUUUGAUGACGUCAUCAAUGAAGACAACGCCCUGGAGUUACUUCUGGCAGCCGACACGUUUCAACUAGGUUUCCUCAAGCGGACCUGCGCAGGUUUCAUUACUGACACUCUUUCGACUAAGAACGUGUUUGACGUCGUUGCCUUGUGCGAUGCUGGAUACGCUAGCUUGUUUGAACCGAAAGUAUUGAGACGAAGUCACCAGGUGAUCAGAGAACAUUUCGCUCAGCUGAGUGGCACUGAAGAGUUCCUAACACUAAGCAGACAUCACAUGAUACCCUUGAUAGCUGACAGUAUGCUGCACGCGCAAGAGGAGAUCGAAGUCAUCCAGGCUCUCCUCAGAUGGGUCAGAUUUCGGCCAGAAGAGAGGUCCGCUGAUUUAACUCUCAUGCUGCAACAUAUUCGCUUCCCUCUAAUGACGUCAUGUGAGCUGGAUAAACUUCGGGAAAUCCCGAUGCUACGAGAAAACUCGUUGGCCAUGGCACUGGUGGAAGAGUCCCGAGCUUAUGAACUUCUCGACUGCACAGACCGGCUCGCCUGGCCUCGGCACAACUGUAUCUCUAGGUGUCUCUUCCCCACACGAGACUUCAUCAUCUGGACCGCUGACCGAGACAAGGGACUUCACUUCUACUCCAUCAUUGAUGGCAUCCACCAUAAGGUGACCACCUUUGGAGAUCUGAGCUCCUCCAUUGCUGGUGGUUUUACAUUUGACAGCACUUCCUCCGUGUGUUGCUAUGGUGACCAUAUAUACUUUACAGGUGGAGAGUUUAAUACUGACAUGACUUGGAGUGUCAACAGUUCUACUGGUGAGGUGAAAGUGCUUGCUAAAAUGCCAAGAGGUCGAAAGUUCCACAGUAUGAUCGCUGCUAGAGGCUGCAUUUACUGUCUAGGUGGACAAGACAAACGGGGAUAUUCAGUCCUAGAAUGUGUUGAUGCCUACAUUAUUGACAAAGACGUGUGGGUCAAGGUUGGUCAUCUCUCAGUCCCUGCAUACCACAUGGCCGCAGUCACUAGCGGAGGAGCCAUCUAUCUGAUUGGUGGCUUGGACCACGCCGGGCAGCCUCUACGUAUUAUCCAAUGCUUUGUGGCCCUGAGAUCUGGAUUGUAUUCUGCCUUCAAGGUGGACAUUCCCAACAUGCCCCCAAGUCUGCUGAGUGCACGUGCCAUAACUUCCGGUCUUGACUCUAUGGUGUACAUUGUAUGUGGACAUGGCGAGGUCUACAGGUUUGAACCGGAGACACGUGACCUGGCCCUUCUCACCACGCUUGUCAACCUGAGCGAGAAUCCCAGGGUUCGCUUUGGCCUGGCCCAUAUGGGGGGAUGCCUGGUGGUCAUAGGCGGGCACCAGCUGGGCCACUCCACCCGCGAGCCAGUGAGAUCCGUGUGUUUGGACAUCGCCUCCAAACUGGAGGUCCGCGACUACUCGCCCAUGCUGCCAGGGGAAAUUGUCAACACGUGCGUGGCUGCCAAACUCUGCACAAACAUCCUCAAGUUGUUUAACGAUUAGACGAUGGGCAGAUUAGGGUUAAAGAAGAACGAGCAGAGAGAGAGAGAGAAGAGAGAGAGAAGAGA